Molecule: messenger RNA, 1906 nt
Organism: Zeugodacus cucurbitae (melon fly)
Lineage: Eukaryota; Metazoa; Arthropoda; Insecta; Diptera; Tephritidae
Product: gustatory receptor 8a-like
Exons: 2
Coding region: 1025-1906 (293 amino acids)
Biological process (GO): sensory perception of taste
Cellular component (GO): membrane
Source: RefSeq, a predicted model, not a curated record
AGUGCUGUUGUUUUUAUACCCUGAACAGGGUAUAUUAAGUUUGUCACGAAGUUUGUAACACCCAGGAGGAAGCGUCGGAAGCCCUAUAAAGUAUAUAUAUUAAUGAUCAGUAUGUUGAACUGAGUCGAUUUAGCCAUGUCCGUCUGUCUGUCUGUCCGUGCGUAUAUAUACGAACUAGUCCUUCAGUUUUUAAGAUAUCGUUUUGAAAUUUUGCAGAUGUUAUUUUCUCUUCAAGAAGCUGCUCAUUUGUCGGAACUGCCGAUAUCGGACCACUAUAUCAUAUAGCUGCCAUACAAACUGAACGAUCGGAAUCAAGGGCUUGUAUGGAAAAUUUUCGCACUUGACUUGGUAUCUUCACGAAAUUUGACAUGGAUUACUGCUUAAGGUAAUAACAUAAUCUCCGAAGAAAUUGUUCAGAUCGGUUAACUAUAUAACCUUAAUGGCACAGCCGAAGUUAACGUUUUUUCUUGUUUACUCUAAACUAGAAGACCAGAACUUUAUAAUUAGAUCUCGAACGAUAAGAAAGAAGUUAAUAGAAAAUACUUAUAAAAGAGAGAUAGAGAUUUAGAACAUACAAGAUCUUGAAAGAGUCAACGUAAUUGGUCCCAUCGAAAGCGUUUUCAUACAGCUUCAUCAACAAAUAUUUUAACUUCUAAUGAGACUGUCAAAUAGGUUAAGCUCAAAAUAGCUAAGUCUAUAUGAGAAUUUCCCACUAUGUCAGCUUGAAACAAGAAAUAUGCUCGCUCUUGAUCGGAUAAAAUUCAGAUAUUUCCAAUUUCAUAUUCGCAACUCUAUAUAUUAAACAUUAUUAUACAACAGGCAACUGAAGAACGUCACCACUGUGCAACCAAUUAAUCUAAUGUGUAAAGUAAAUUAAAUAGAUUUGAUAUUUCAAAGUAGUCACUAUUAUUUUUAGAUCCUUCCUUGCACUAUCGAAUUUUUAAUUCCGUUCUUUGAUGAAUGCGCGUUCAAUUACGAUAACCGCAGUUACCAUAUUUCAUUCAGUCGCUUCGAAAGCUUUGCCAUGUGCAAACAGGUUCCUUUCGUGGUACGUUUUCACAGGAGAUUGUUUCAAAUCAUCGGUUGUUGCGAUGUUUCCUGGCAUACACAGCCAAGAGAGAACAGGCUUGCCGAACAACGUUUAGUCGCUUGGACGAUACUUAUUUUGCUAAUAUAUACCUUCACCUUCAUAAAUACCUUCGUACAUCCGGCGGAAUUUCUCUUCACCAGUGAAAGUUUUGGUUAUUUCGUCGAUGCGCUCAAAGUUACCAUGGCAUAUGUUACGGUGGUCAUCAUCUAUAUGGAGACUGUGUUGCGGCGUCAGGCGCUACAGCAUUUCUGGCAGCGAUAUGCAGUGUUGAAUGCAGCGAUAUCUCAAAAAGUUCAAAGCACAAAAAUCGACUGGCGUACACAGUUGCGCGCAUAUCAACGAUUUCUUUACGUUUUCUAUGGCAUUACGGUGUUUGACUUUAUUUUAGAGAUCGUCUAUUACGUUAUGCGUGAGAAGAACGAUCAUAUGCUACAGUUUAUGCUUAUGUUCACACCCUAUACUUAUAUGAUACAUUUGCGGAAUAUGCAAAUCAUAUACCAUAUUGUGAUUAUAAAUCAUGAAUUGGUGAAAUUGCGACACGACGUGAGCCUACUGGCGGAGUAUACAAGAUUUACACGUACCGUAAUGCCUUUCGAGGGUUUCGAAGGCUUUGUGCGUCAAAAGUUAGCUGAGAAGCAGUUGCAAUAUCAACGUAUCUAUGAAAUGUGUGACUACUUUCAACAGUCCUUUGGUAUUUCGGCGAUUGCAGUGCUUCUAUUUACAUAUGUCCGUUUGGUAGUUGACGCAUACUUCACGCUCUACUCGUAUCACAUAACCAACCGACCUGAGGUCAUAGUUGUUGGUUCGUUUCGUUAA